AUGUUUGAUAGAUUGUAUAACUAUCUCUUCGCGAUUGACAUGCAGUCUUUAGAUAUGAAGAACGUUCCGGCUUUGGUGUAUCUGAGUAAGAAAUGGCAUCAGCCAAGUAGAGUCGUUAAUACCGCUGGAUAUGAUAACGGCAUGGACGCGCUUGACAUCGGCCCAUUUUCACCAGGUGGUGACUCCGACAUAGGGGUGAACGCCGUACCAUUAUUUCACAUACCUGUAUAUCACGAAAUCCAAAAUCAUAUAAGCAUGUCUUCAUAUUCUCCGGUAGUAUCAGGAUCACCGCAAAUUCAGGCAGAUCCUAUAUCGACGCCCUCUACUUCAGCAGUUGCCAGCUUGUCUAGUGGUUCUAUCGCGCAACAAGAAGUCGCCGAAAAUAAUUCUAGGACUGACGAAUCAAUUGUUCACCGUGAAUUGAACGCAUCCUUAUCAAGACUGAUACCUCUUGAAGAAAUAGCAGACAAAAGAUGCUGGAUUUGUUUUGGCGAGGAAGACGACAGCACUGGGAAAUGGGUACGCCCAUGUAAAUGCUCUCUAAUAUGCCAUGAGGAAUGUUUGUUAAACUGGAUCACAGAGACUCAAAAAGGCACCGCUCUUAAGAAAGUGCGAUGCCCUCAAUGCAAGACACCGUACCAAUUAAACGAAACCAAGUCUCUAAUUUUGCAAUUGCUAUCUGUCAUCGAUGCAACCGUUCAAAGCUCUAUCCCGUACAUUACAGUACUUGGAGUGACUUUUAGUGUGGCAAUUACUCAGUUUCAUUAUGGUGCGUAUGCACUGCUUACGGUAGUUGGUCUAGAAGAAGGUGGACAAAUAUUGCGUGGGCCGUGGUCAUGGCGUAUGAUACUUAAUCUCCCUCUAAUACCUGCGUUUUUAAUAUGUUCAAGAAUACCAUCCUUGAACAAUUACAUGUUAUUGAGUCCCAUACUCUACUUAAAAUGGAAUCAGUUACGUGUCUCAUUGCCACCACAUCCAACUGUCACGCUGGCCAUAUUGCCGACCGCCAGCUAUGUAUAUAAUAGACUAUAUUUCCAGCUCUUUGGAAAGAUGGAAGUAUCAUGGCAAACUCAAGUAGAACCCUAUGCAGUCGCUACGAUCGAUGGUGGGAAUGGGGACAAUGCUAACGAACGAGCACGUAAUGAUCGAGAUCUCAUAAAUAGGGUAGAGAGAAGAGAUUAUGGUCGACUUAUUGUGGGAGCUCUGUGUCUUCCUUGCCGCUUUAAUGUUGUUAAAUCAAGGAUACCGGAUCAUUUCCAUCGUAGUAUCCUUGGUGGAUGUUUGUUGAUAGUUUUUAAGGAUGCUGUAAACCUUACUCUCAAGUAUCAGAAAGCGAAAAACCGAAGAUCGCGUCACGUUAGGAAUUAUGAUGAAUUUGCCCUGGCGUACUAUUAUCGCGAUCGAAUAUUGCCGAAACUACCGUAUUUUAAAAACCGAUAUCAGCGCGUUCCAGCUUACUUCUCUACUUCGUCUUUUCAACAAGAUAUUGAGGAUGGACUUACUUCAGAAACGUUCGACUUGCAACAGAAUGUUGUGGAUGGUGACUCUCGCGCAGGGUUGGAGAAUUCUGAGGAAAUAAAACGCAUUAUGGAGGAGGAAGGUGUAAACUUUGACCAGGCAAGAUUAAUCAGACAACAAAGGAAGUUUAAGUCGAGCAAUAUUGAUCCAUUAACGGGAAUUCCAAAGGAUCCGAAAUUUGUGUCUUUCUAA
Molecule: messenger RNA, 1710 nt
Organism: Paraglomus occultum
Lineage: Eukaryota; Fungi; Glomeromycota; Glomeromycetes; Paraglomerales; Paraglomeraceae
Source: the annotation of a GenBank genome assembly